Ceratitis capitata (Mediterranean fruit fly) is the source of this 804-nucleotide messenger RNA. RefSeq lists its product as uncharacterized. The record is from RefSeq and is a predicted model, not a curated record. Bases 167 to 757 code for a protein of 196 amino acids. Lineage: Eukaryota; Metazoa; Arthropoda; Insecta; Diptera; Tephritidae. The transcript has 2 exons.
CGGCCACUUUAAUGCCAUAGUAGGGGAGAACUGACCAAUUUGCGCUCCACCAUUUUCAUGUUAUUCCAAUAUCAUUGAUUUUACUUUAACUUAAAUUUACCUAUAAAAUGUCAAAAUUUCCAUUAAAUUUUUAUUAGUUUCCAAAAAUUAUAACUAGCAAAGUUUCAUGUUACGCAUUCUUCCGUGCGGGAUGCAGUUUUACAAAAGCAAUAUUUUCCUCGUUGCCUGGUUGGUGUUGGCUGCGUAUUGUUUGGCCGAGCAAUCAUAUGAAAUAAUAAAUGAGCGCAUGGAAAGUUAUCCUGGUUUGCAGGAGACUAGAGUUAUUGCAGAUAACUUGAAGAUUGUCGGUCGUGAGCGUUCCAUGAAUGGAACAUUGAUAUUUCUCGACGAUUGUGACAAUGAGCACUAUAAGUUUGAUAUAAAACUAUACUCGGAUCCCAAUGAUGAUGGUAACUUCAAACUUUUACCGAUGGGUGUACCACGCAUGCCUAUGUGUGAUGGUCUUAGAACUUACUAUGUACAAGUCGUACAACCCUCACUCACGUAUGGUGUAAACACUAAUUUGCCUCAUAUACCUGCUGAAGGUUUGUGUCCGCUACCAAAAGAUGAAUAUUAUUUAAAGAAUUUGCUUCUGGAUACCGAUACGUGGCCGAAUCAGAUACCAAGAGGUCUUUUGAAAGCGAAAAUGACAAUUUUUAAAGAUGAUAUUGAUGUUGGCGCAGGUGCAUUGGUAAUGAAAAUCACCGAUCCCAAAUGAUGGAUACUGCCAAAUGUAUGGAGAAAAGAUGAUUUGUAAUAAAAAUU